GUACGGGGAUCUGGCCAGUUCUCCCGAGCCACCGUGGCCGACUCGGCGGGAGGGGCCUGUGUGUGCCCCGCUGUCAGCCUCGCACUGCCAGCGACCCCGGCUGGCCCUGCCCGGGUGCGUGGCGGUCCACGCGAGGGCGUAGCCCUCCCCCAGCGGCGUGGGACGGUUGGUCUGAGCCUUACUCCGGGCUUCUUGCUCCUGGUGUCCCCGUGUCAGCGUAGCCCUGCUUCCCAUGAGCCUGAGGUGCUGUGCUCCGGAGUCCAGCUAGUCUGUGUCAACUGCAUCCCGGAGUCAUCGGGCUUGCUUCUUCCUCCGGGGGAGAGGGGCACUUAGAGGGGAUCAGAACUGGUCCCAAGAAACAGUUUCAUUCAUCACACACCAAGCUGUGAACUCCUGGUCUCCCAAUUGAAGAUGUAUGCAGCUUAGCAUCCCAGUCGCUGCCCAUCGAGCUGACUGCUGUAGUGCCUGAGUCUACAGAAGACAUCCUCUUAAAGGGCUUCACUUCCUUGGGAAUGGAAGAAGAGAGAAUUGAGACUGCACAGCAGUUUUUCUCAUGGUUUGCAAAGCUGCAAACUCAGAUGGAUCAGGAUGAAGGAACUAAAUAUAGACAGAUGAGGGAUUACUUGUCUGGGUUUCAGGAACAGUGUGAUGCUAUACUGAAUGAUGUGAACAAUGCUCUUCAGCAUCUGGAGUCAUUGCAGAAACAGUAUCUUUUUGUGUCCAAUAAGACAGGAACACUUCAUGAAGCCUGUGAACAGCUCCUAAAAGAACAGUCGGAGCUUGCUGACCUUGCUGAGCACAUCCAACAGAAGCUGUCUUAUUUUAAUGAGUUGGAGACAAUUAACACAAAAUUGAAUUCCCCUACGUUGUCUGUGAAUAGUGAAGGAUUUAUCCCUAUGUUGGCCAAGCUAGAUGAUUGUAUAACAUAUAUUUCAUCUCAUCCUAAUUUUAAAGAUUAUCCUGUAUACUUACUGAAGUUUAAACAAUGUCUUUCUAAAGCUUUGCACCUCAUGAAAACGUAUACUGUGAACACACUGCAGACUCUCACAAAUCAGUUACUAAAAAGGGACCCCUCAUCAGUCCCUAAUGCAGACAAUGCCUUCACACUAUUUUAUGUGAAAUUUCGAGCUGCUGCCCCUAAAGUCAGAACUCUAAUUGAACAAAUAGAGCAGCGAUCUGAAAAGAUACCCGAAUACCAGCACCUGCUCAGUGAUAUCCACCAGUGUUACCUUGAUCAGCGGGAGCUUCUUUUGGGCCCAAGUAUUGCCUACACCGUCACGGAGUUAACCAGCCAAAACAACAGAGACCAUUGUGCCUUGGUUCGCAGUGGCUGUGCCUUUAUGGUCCAUGUCUGCCAAGAUGAGCACCAACUUUACAAUGAAUUUUUUACAAAGCCAACAUCAAAAUUAGAUGAACUAUUGGAGAAAUUGUGCGUGUCGUUGUAUGAUGUGUUCCGGCCAUUGAUCAUCCAUGUCAUUCACUUAGAGACUUUAUCGGAGCUCUGUGGGAUUCUUAAAAAUGAAGUGCUUGAAGACCACGUACAGAACAACGCUGAACAACUGGGGGCAUUUGCAGCUGGAGUAAAGCAAAUGUUGGAAGAUGUACAAGAGAGGCUUGUGUAUCGAACCCAUAUCUACAUUCAGACGGACAUCACAGGCUACAAACCAGCUCCUGGAGAUCUGGCAUAUCCUGAUAAGCUAGUCAUGAUGGAGCAAAUUGCACAGAGUUUAAAGGAUGAGCAGAAGAAGACACCUUCAGACGCUUCCUUUUCAGAUGUCCGGUUAGAAGAAGGAGAAUCCAAUAGUUUAAGAAAGUCUGGUUCAACAGACUCCCUCAAUCCUAGACCACAGACCACGAUUUCUCCAGCAGAUCUUCAUGGAAUGUGGUAUCCCACAGUUCGAAGGACACUUGUCUGUCUCUCCAAAUUAUAUAGAUGCAUAGAUAGGGCGGUGUUCCAAGGAUUAUCACAGGAAGCGUUGUCUGCCUGCAUACAGUCCUUGCUAGGAGCAUCAGAGUCUAUCAGCAAAAACAAGACUCAGAUUGAUGGACAACUUUUCUUAAUUAAGCACCUUUUGAUUCUUCGAGAACAAAUUGCUCCAUUUCACACUGAAUUCACCAUUAAGGAAAUUUCCCUGGACCUCAAGAAAACUAGAGAUGCAGCAUUUAAAAUCCUGAACCCUAUGACUGUUCCGAGAUUCUUUAGGCUGAAUAGCAACAAUGCCUUGAUAGAGUUCUUGUUGGAGGGGACUCCUGAAAUCAGGGAACAUUAUCUCGACUCUAAGAAGGACGUGGACCGGCACCUGAAGUCAGCCUGUGAGCAGUUCAUUCAGCAGCAGACCAGGCUGUUUGCAGAGCAGCUGGAGGAGUUCAUGACAAAGGUAUCAGCAUUAAAAACCAUGGCCAGCCAGGGGGGCCCCAAGUACACCCUCUCACAACAACCGUGGGCGCAGCCAGCAAAGGUCAAUGACCUCGUGGCCACUGUUUACAAGACAAUAAAAACGAAGCUGCCGCUGACAUUGAGAAGCAUGUCUUUGUAUUUAUCCAAUAAGGACACAGAGUUCAUCUUGUUUAAGCCUGUUAGGAAUAACAUCCAGCAAGUCUUCCAGAAGUUCCAUGCUCUGCUAAAGGAAGAGUUCAGUCCUGAAGAUGUGCAGAUCAUUGCUUGUCCGUCUAUGGAACAGCUGAACCUCCUGCUGUCAGUUUCUAAGUAGUCCCAGUGGACUAUGAGUGUCAGCCGUCUGUCCCAUGGGAGAGGCCUGAGGAGUCCUGCAGCCUGCAGGAUGCCCAAGACCCCUAUGUGGGACGGCUCCCGAGGAACACGGAUGUGCUGCCUGCAGAAGGAAACCUGGGUGAAGCAGAAGAUCAAAAUGCCAAAGAUUGACAGCAGGGGUAGCUGCCUCACUGAACUGGUCUCUAGCAAUAGAGAGGUGUGACAGGGAGCCACGAUCCACAGUGAAAUGUUCCUUCACACAGAUUGUGCAAUAAAGUAGGUUACAGUAGUAAAUAGUGUAAUGCACUUCAUAGGAACUCAGCCAACUGGAAAGCUGCUAGGUCAUAGGCGCUCCGGUGGACGCUGCAAGGCAUUUACCCACCAUGCAUUCCACACACGGAUGCUGUUGCUUGGGGAACUCUUACUUGUGUGUCCUGACGCAGUGUUUCUCCUGCUGGGUCGAGGUUGAGUUGGUAUAGAAUGGCUGCUGCCAAGAAGAAGGCGUCUUACUGGACCCCGGCUGUCAUCUUUCUGUGGGCUGAUACAAACGAGGCAGAGGCAGGUGCAAGAAGCCAAGGCCGCCUAUAAGACUCUCUCCUUGAGCUGCAUCCUCCUCAUAGAUAGGUGUGUCUUGGUGAUGGGGAUCUUCACAGUACCAGCACCAGUGUGUGAGUGGGAGUUACCAGUGAAGGUGUUUUAGCCUGGCACAGCCUGGAGAGGAGGCCGCCCAUGGGGAGUGGGUCUCAUGGAUGGAGUGGUCGUUCUUUAUAAAGUGAAUACUCUUUGGCUGCCUAUGUUAUACUAGACACUAGCCUUCUGGUGUCCCCAGUCCUGCCAUAGCCGAUCACCUAAGCAUGGCAAACACUGCCUGUACCUUAAAUAUGACACCAGUCAAACGUCAAAGGACUGUGAGCGUCUGUGGGCUUUCCUAUAAAUUCCCUUGAAUUUGGGAUUGGGUUGGCUUUGACCCUGGUGUUACAGUAAAUGUAGCUGAGGGCUCUGAAGAGGGCAGUGACCUCAUGGUGCAGGCGGAGGGACAGGAGCAGCCUCUUGCACAGUGUGCACAUGGGUGACCCAUCCCGAUGCAGCAGGCCCCUUGUUUCUCAGGCCAGUUUAAACUGGUGGUGGCUGUUGCUUGGUAGAGCAUAUUACUCUGUAUUUUGGGAAACUCAAAAGUAAGAAAGAGGGUCCAUAUUUUUUCUUUGCUACGAAAUGAAUGGGUUAGGAAGAUUGUACUUGCUAUUUUAAAUACGUCUUAUGUGAUAAACUGUAAUAUCCAGUUCUGUGUAUUAUAUGUACAUUGGGUGUUCAGAUAGCCUUUCCAAAGAAAUGAGGACAUACCCAUUGUACAGCGCUAUGGUUCAGCAGUCUGAUGUACAGAGCAGGACUUGUUUGGGGACUCUUGUUGUGCUUCUGUUUUUUGUUUCUGAAAACACUCACAUACCUUACCAACUGCUGGAGGGUGGUACUGAUCUGUUUGCUGAAUGAAUAUUUGUUUAAAUCUGUACAGUUUCAUGUGUUUACUUAUACAGAGUGUACAUACUUUGAAAUAAUUAAUUUAAAAUGCUUUAUAUUAUUUAGCUAGAAAUUGCUGUUUUUAAUAAAUAAAUUUUUUAAAAAAAUAAAGAUCUUUGCUUCCUA
Molecule: messenger RNA, 4351 nt
Organism: Mastomys coucha (southern multimammate mouse)
Lineage: Eukaryota; Metazoa; Chordata; Mammalia; Rodentia; Muridae
Gene: Cog3
Product: component of oligomeric golgi complex 3
Exons: 23
Coding region: 513-2711 (732 amino acids)
Biological process (GO): intracellular protein transport; Golgi organization; intra-Golgi vesicle-mediated transport
Cellular component (GO): cis-Golgi network; COG complex; membrane
Source: RefSeq, a predicted model, not a curated record